AAUUCCCUUCUUCCACGCAAUUAAGAGGAACUACCACAAGCAGCUCUAUCCAUCUCUCUCGCUUUCAUCAAACCCCACAGACCUAAUUAAUUGGAGAAAGAGGUUGAUUUAGAAAUGGAUGCUGGUUCAUGGAGUGCUCGUCUUUCUUCAGCUUCUAAGAGAUAUCAAACAGCUCUUCAAUCACGAUCUGAUAUGUUUAUGGGGUUUGAAGAAAUAGAUGGAGUAGAUGAUAUAAGAGAGGAAUUUCCAUGCCCUUUUUGUUCUGAGUAUUUCGAUAUCGUCGGCUUGUGCUGUCACAUUGAUGAUGAGCAUCCUGUGGAGGCUAAAAAUGGGCGCAAAAGGAAAUCACGUAAAGGUGGAUCUCAUUCAACACUUUCUCUUCUGAGGAGAGAGCUGCGAGAAGGAAACCUACAGUCCCUCUUUGGGAGUUCUUCUUGCAUAGUGUCUUCAUCCAAUUCAGCAGCUGAUCCUUUGUUGUCUUCAUUUAUUUUGCCCAUGGUUGAUGAUUAUGUUAGUGUUCACCCUCACUUUUCUAGCGAAACAAGCACAACUAAGAAAAGUUCAGAUGUGAAUAAGUCGGAAAGAAAUGUCCAGUCAUCUCCUCUUUCAGUCAAGGAUCAGAAAGAGAAGGCAAAAAGAUGUGAGUUUGUCAAAGGGCUGCUGUUGUCCACGAUUCUUGAUGACAUUUGAUGAAGAGCAUUCUGCCCUCCUUUUGGUCACUGCAAUUGUGGACCUUAAUCCCUCAUGGACAUUGGGUUCAUGGCGAAGAGCCCUACAACCUGUGGUUGUUACGCUGUUUGUAGUGAAUAUGUUGAUGUAUUAAGCAAAAUGUUGAAAUAAGGUGUAGGAAUGACUGUAAUUUUAGUUUUUAUGCCUGAUCAUGAUUUCCGCUUCACCUUUUAUUUCAGUUUAUGAUAAUAUCAAAAAGAAGAAAAAUGAUUUAAUGA
This is a messenger RNA of Durio zibethinus, 947 nucleotides long. The record is from RefSeq and is a predicted model, not a curated record. Lineage: Eukaryota; Viridiplantae; Streptophyta; Magnoliopsida; Malvales; Malvaceae.